Drosophila nasuta is the source of this 684-nucleotide messenger RNA. It is a transcript of the gene Edg84A, whose product is annotated as Ecdysone-dependent gene 84A. The record is from RefSeq and is a predicted model, not a curated record. Gene Ontology annotation, cellular component: extracellular matrix. The coding region runs from base 1 to 615 and encodes 204 amino acids. The transcript is spliced from 2 exons. Lineage: Eukaryota; Metazoa; Arthropoda; Insecta; Diptera; Drosophilidae.
AUGGCGACAGAGUCGAAGCCGGAGACGGAGACGGUGACGGACAUGACGGACACGACGGCUGAGAGCCAGACGGAGCCUGUUAUUUUGUUGGUCGCUUUCUUUGCUGUGGUUAACGGUGGAUUGCUGCCUGUUAAGCCCGCCAACUCCGAGGACACUUACGAUGCACAUCCUCGCUACGAAUUUGGUUACAAUGUGGCAGAUGCGGACAGUGGCGAUGUCAAGUCGCAGCAGGAAACACGAGACGGCGACUUGGUGCAGGGUCAAUACACAUUGAACGAUGCCGAUGGCUAUCGUCGCAUUGUGGACUACACGGCGGAUGCGGAGCGUGGUUUCAGCGCCGUUGUGCGACGUGAGCCACUGAAUGCCGUUGCUCCAGUUGCCGUUGUAGCUAAAAAGGCAAAAUCAACUGUGCUUACUCCGAAGCUUCAGCCAGUUCAACCAGCUGUGGUGGUCAGAAGCUAUGCCGCGCCCACAUUGAUCCACCACGCGCCAGUGGCGCACGUUGUGCACGCUGCUCCCGCACCCACGAUUGUGGCUCAUCACGUGCCAGCUCUGUUGAAAUCAUCGAUACACGCUGCCCAUCCACAAACUAUUUCAUAUGUAUUCCAGCACUAGGGAGAGAGAGGGAAAUAAUGUCUGUUGGCAUAUUUUGUGACUGCAAACGUUUCUUGAUUAUCAAUAAAU